Molecule: messenger RNA, 261 nt
Organism: Torulaspora delbrueckii
Lineage: Eukaryota; Fungi; Ascomycota; Saccharomycetes; Saccharomycetales; Saccharomycetaceae
Gene: AGA2
Product: Aga2p
Exons: 1
Coding region: 1-261 (86 amino acids)
Biological process (GO): agglutination involved in conjugation with cellular fusion
Cellular component (GO): fungal-type cell wall
Molecular function (GO): cell adhesion molecule binding
Source: RefSeq, a predicted model, not a curated record
AUGAUAAAUUUGAUUCGUCCUUUCAUUUGCAUUUUGGUCUGCUCAGCAGUAGCAUUUUCCAGUGAGUCGUGCCAACUGGAUCCGACAGCAGUGACUAUGGGUACGACCCCGUACUCCACUUCAACCACGACGGUUACAACAGAUGGUCAAACACAGGUAGAAAUUAGAGAAUUUUACAAAUCUGUCACUUACGUUAGCAAAUGCGAUGAUUCAGUCACUACUUCUAAAGUGGGUACAACUACGAUCCCUGUGUUUAAGUGA